AUGUCGCUUGGAAGUUCUUCCAUGAUGAAGGUCGGGACCAGCAGCUACUCCGGGCUUGAAGAGGCUGUGUUCAAAAACAUAGAGGCGUGCAUGCAGCUUGUACGCAUCACACGGACAUCCAUGGGACCCAAUGGACUCUCCAAGAUGAUAUUGAAUCACUCAGAGAAAUUGGUCAUCACCAAGAAUGCCAGCGCAAUCGCAACAGAGAUAGAAGUCAACCAUCCGGCUGCAAAGAUGCUUGUGAUGGCGGCACAGAAUCAGGCAUUGGAAUACGGCGACGGAACAAAUCUGGUGGUCACCUUCGCUGGAGAGCUCCUUGAGCGUGCAAAGGACCUUUUGGAGCAGGGGCUGGUGGUCACAGACAUUAUUGCAGGAUAUGAACGCGCCCUCAGGCACAUUCUCAAUCAGCUGGACGGCAACAGCUCAAGCACGCUUAUCUACCGACCGUUCGGGGAUUUACACGAUAAGAAGCAGCUAGCGCUUGCCAUAAAGCCUGCCCUGGCGUCCAAGCAAAGCGGCUAUGAAGACUUCCUCUCAGGACUCGUUGCAGAGGCUUGUGUUCAGGUCAUUCCCGAAGACUCACGUCUUUUCAACCCAGAGAGCAUACGCAUCGCAAAGGUCCCGGGCAGGUCAAUCACGGAUUCUUUCGUGGUCCGCGGCUUCGUAAUUCCCACACUUCCUCGGGGUGCAGUGCAGCGAAUGCAGAACUGCAGGAUCGCUGUCUAUGGAUGCGCCAUUGAGUUGGAUAGGACUGAGACCAAAGGAACGGUUUUAUUACAGAGCGCAGAAGAGCUGCUGGAUCUUUCUGCCUCGGAAGAGAAGGCGAUGGACGCUAAAAUUAAAGAGUUCUCUGACAGUGGCAUCAACGUUAUUGUGUCUCAGAUGAGCUUCCACGAUCUGGCAUUGCACUUCUGCGAUAAGUACAAUAUACUUGCGGUGAAGAUUGGAUCCAAGUUUGAAGUGCGACGCUUUGCCAAGAGUGUAGGUGCAGCCCUAAAUAUGACGUUCCGUGUUCCCGAACAAGAGAAGCUGGGCGCUUGCAGUGAAAUGACGAUAGAAGAGAUAGGAGAUAAGCAGGUCAUUGUGGCCAGGGACGAUGGCAGCGCCAAUGUUGCCAGUGAUGGCGGAGUGGCGGAAGAUCCUGGAGUCAGUUGCAGAGACAUCACGACGAUAGUCUUGCGUGCAGCAACUCAGAGCGUCCUAAACGAUGUCUCUAUCGCCAUCGGCAACGCAGUCAAUGUGGUCAAGGCUGCAUGUAGUGACGACCGGUUCUUGCCUGGGGCAGGGGCAGCAGAGAUGGCGCUGGCUACGCAGCUUCAUGAUCUCGCUUCCAAAGAGCCAGGCUUGCAGCAAUAUUCCAUGCAUGCCUACGCUGAAGCCUUAGAAGUUGUUCCGAGGCUUUUGGCGGAGACUGCAGGAUUGCCUGCGGAUGAGGUAAUGACGGAGAUGCAGUCCAGGCACGUCCAAGGAGUCGACUACACGGGCGUCAACAUAGAUGGGGCCGAUGAGAGCGGCGAGUGGACACUCAACACUAGCGCUGCACAGAUCUACGAUAGCCUCGCUAUAAAGGCAUGGGCCAUGCGCAUGGCAACAGACACCGCCUGCAAUGUCCUUCGCGUCGACGUGAUUGUGAUGCGCAAGCAGGCUGGUGGUCCGAAGCCCCAGGUCCCUGGGCAGACAGAGUGGAACUGA
Molecule: messenger RNA, 1692 nt
Organism: Giardia duodenalis
Lineage: Eukaryota; Fornicata; Diplomonadida; Hexamitidae
Product: TCP-1 chaperonin subunit theta
Exons: 1
Coding region: 1-1692 (563 amino acids)
Biological process (GO): protein folding
Cellular component (GO): chaperonin-containing T-complex
Molecular function (GO): ATP hydrolysis activity; ATP binding; ATP-dependent protein folding chaperone
Source: RefSeq, a predicted model, not a curated record